Lolium rigidum is the source of this 2043-nucleotide messenger RNA. Its product is annotated as acyclic sesquiterpene synthase-like. Gene Ontology annotation, biological process: diterpenoid biosynthetic process. The transcript has 11 exons. The record is from RefSeq and is a predicted model, not a curated record. Gene Ontology annotation, molecular function: magnesium ion binding; terpene synthase activity. NCBI's taxonomy places the organism in Eukaryota, Viridiplantae, Streptophyta, Magnoliopsida, Poales, Poaceae. The coding region runs from base 31 to 1899 and encodes 622 amino acids.
UAAGCAACACUAGAUAUCCCUGAUUUUGUAAUGGCGGCCAGGCUAGUCAUGAAGCUGCCGGCUCGUUCAUCUCUCACGCGGCCGAGCGCUCGCGGCUCCUCCGGCCGCCGGCCAUUCAGCCUACCGUGCGGGGUGCCACAGAUGCGACCGAGCCAAACUAAUUCCAGGCAGGCUCUGCCGAGAGGUUCUUUCCCAGUCGGCGUCAACCAUGUGGGGUGCUACCGACAUGACCAAGCAGAGCUCACCGGCAUGCCAUGGAUAGAGUUGGGAUUAGUAAAUGGCAAGGUUGAGAGGGAGCCAAGAGUGGCUAGAACAACGCAGCAGCUACAACCACACGAACCAGAGACAAGGUACGAGAGGACAGUACAUGGGCAACUUUCCAUGGUUGAUGUGCUCGAAAAGAUUGGAAUAUCUCGACAUUUUGCUGGCGAGACGAAGAGUAUCCUGGAUGAAAUAUACAGUUGUUGGUCACGGCGAGACGAAAAGAUUAUGCUUGACCUGGAGGCAUGUGCCAUGGCAUUUCGCAUCCUACGAAUGAACGGCUACGAUGUCUCUUCUGAUGGCAUGUCUCACGUUGCUCAAGCCACUGUUGAUUUGAAUCUGAAUGACACAAGGUCUUUAUUAGAACUAUACAAGGCUUCACAAGUCAGCAUCUCUGAAGAUGAGUUGAUUCUGGAUAAUAUAAGAUUGUGGUCAAAUCGCCUAUUGAAGGAACGACUGAGCUCUAGUGCGGCACCAAGAACUACACUCCUUUCAGAGGUAGAACAUGCUCUUAAUAACCCCUUCUACACCACAUUGGAUCGUCUAGAGCAUAAGAGGACCAUCGAGCGAUUUGGUGUUAUGGAGCAUCAGAAGCUAUACUCGCAUCGGCAGACAAAUCAAAAUCUUCUGGGUUUGGGCAUCGUGGAUUUCAGUACAAGUCAAUCUGUUUACCAACAUGAACUUCAACAUCUUGAUAGUUGGGUGAAAGAGAGUAGGUUGGACCGGCUACCUUUCGCACGACAAAAGGUGGCAUAUUUCUACCUCUCUGCUGCUGGCACCAUGUUCCUCCCAGAGCUAUCUGAUGCUCGCAUUAUAUGGGCUAAGAAUGGUGCACUCACGACUGUCGUUGAUGACUUCUUCGACGUCGGGGGUUCACAAGAAGAAUUGGAGAACCUCACUGCAUUAGUUGAGAUGUGGGACAAGCACAAGGAAAUAGAGUACUACUCUGAGCAUGUCGAAAUCGUGUUCUCUGCGAUCUACAACUCAGUGAACGAAGUUGGAUUGAAGGCUUCUAGAGUGCAAGGCCGCGAUGUCUCUCGUCAUCUAAUAGAAAUAUGGCAGGAUUUGCUACGGAAUAUGAUGGCCGAGGUGGAGUGGAGGGAGACAGGAUAUGUGCCGACACCAGAGGAGUACAUGGAGAACGCUGUUAUCUCAUUCGCGUUGGGUCCGGUUGUGCUCCCAGCGUUGUACUUCGUUGGGCCAAAGAUCACAGAGUCUGUUGUCAGAGACCGAGAGUACAUCGAGUUGUUUCGGCUCAUGAGCACAUGCGGCCGUCUACUGAAUGAUGUCCAAACAUAUGAGAGGGAGUACAGGGAGGGCAAACUGAACAGUGUCUCGCUGCUGGUUCUUCAGAGUGGUGGUUCUAUGACCAUAUCAGAUGCUAGGAAGGAGCUGCAGAGGCCCAUUGACAAGUGCAGGAGAGACCUGCUGAGGAUGGUCCUGAGGGAGGACAGUGUCGUGCCCACGCCUUGCAAGAAGCUGUUCUGGAAUAUGUGCAAGACGUGUCACUUCUUCUACUUCCGGGGCGACGCCUUCAGCUCGCCAAAGGAGAAGGCCGGAGCGGUGGAUGCGGUGAUCCACGAGCCGCUCCGAGUCCCGGGGAAUCUAUUAUUCGACCUGUCUGAUUUUCGAACCUGAAGCAUGUCUGUUUUCCGGCGUGGCAGCGGCCCGGGUUGUCUCCGGUUCCUUUGCAUGGUCUGUUUUGGUUCUGCACAUCCGGUGCUUUGCUCCGUGGAUAGAUAUGGUGCCGAGUAGUGCAUUCCUCUGAAUGUUUACGAGCUA